Messenger RNA from Parascedosporium putredinis, 522 nucleotides. The record is from the annotation of a GenBank genome assembly. NCBI's taxonomy places the organism in Eukaryota, Fungi, Ascomycota, Sordariomycetes, Microascales, Microascaceae.
AUGGCGAAUCCAGCGGACAACCUUACGCUCGCCAACGUAGCAGAUCUUGAUCGCGACGAUGCGCGUCGGGCUGUUGAAGCGGCCGAGGAGGCGUUCAAGACCUGGCGGUGCACUUCUCACCGAGAGAGACGCUGGCUGCUCCGACGUUGGGCAGAUCUCAUCCGAGCCCACAAAGAGGAUCUCGCGGCCAUCUGCACGAUGGAACUGGGCAAACCUUUUACGGAGUCCCUGGUGACUUACCUAAACGGGGAGACGAUUCCGGCGGCCAAGUCAAACAACCGCAUCUACUCCAUUCGCCAGCCGCAAGGUGUCGUCGCCGCCAUCACGCCGUGGAACAGCCCGAUCGCCAUGGUGACGCGCAAGGUGGGCGCCGCCAUCGCGGCCGGGAAUACUGUCGUGUGUAAACCAGCGCCCGAGACCCCGCUCUGCGCCAUCGCCAUUGCCAAGCUAUUCGAGCGCGCGGGAGGGCCUCCGGGGUUCUCAACGUCGUUCCUUCGAGUGCGAGCGGGGCCGCUGAGAUAG